Molecule: messenger RNA, 3621 nt
Organism: Closterium sp. Naga37s-1
Lineage: Eukaryota; Viridiplantae; Streptophyta; Zygnematophyceae; Desmidiales; Closteriaceae
Source: the annotation of a GenBank genome assembly
AUGGACAAGGUCAACGUUACGGGGUUGAAGGCGCUGCGGAAUGAGAUGAUAACGUUCGUCAAGGGGGAAGUCGACAGGAAACGGGCGGGCCAUGUCGGUAUUGCGGCCGACGACUGUGACGACGACGGCGACGAUCCCCCUUCGGCAUCCCAAGCUGUAGGUGUCGCCCACACCGUCGACGAUGCGCGGGGGACUCCACAAGGAGAGCCAGGAGCCGACGUCGACAGGAUGGAUGAGGGGGCAGGAAGGGCGGUGACUGGAACCGCAGAGGAGCACCAGGACGACAACGGGGAUCGGGAAGAGGCGGAUGACGAGGGUCAGGAAUAUGAGGAAGAGGAAGAGGAGGAGGAGGAGGAGAAGGAAAAGGAGGAAGAGGAAAAGGAGGAGGAAGAGGAAGAGGAGGAGGACGACGACGACGACGAGGAGGAAGAUGAGGAGGAGGCGGCGGUUGUCGGGGAGGCGGAGAAGCAGCAAGAGGGGGAGGAAGAGGAAGUGGUCGAGCUAGAGAUAAUUGAAGAGGUGGUGGAGUGCGACGACGGAGCGGAGAAACCGGGUGGGAGGACGGCGGAUGUUGUGAACGGGGGUGUGGAUGAGGCCAACGACGCCUGCGUGGGGGCGGCACCCGGGCGGAGCGAGAAGGUCGUGGUCGGCGAUGUGGCUGGCGUCAUGGCCGGUGUAGGCGGGGAUACCGCAGCGGCAACGACGCGGACGGGAAUGGAUGGGCCUACCGAGGCCAAGGCGGUGGGGGAGUGGUCAAGGAAGAAGAAGGCGGCGCGUGGUCACCCCGGUCCCGCGGCGUCCAGUCGGCAGGCACCGGUGGACGUAGUCGAGCUGUUGCGAGCGGAGAACACGAGGUUGCGGGCCGACAACGCACGCCUGCAGGAGUCGCUCAAUGACGAGACGAGACGGGUCGACAUCUUGGCGAAGGCGGUAGCUGGACUCCUCGACAAGCUCACGGCGUUGACCGCACAGGUCCCCGCCACCGACCAGAAAGCGGCAAAACGUAUCGAAGACGCCACUUCGGCCAUGUCGACCACUAUCGCCGACGAGAUCACCGACAACAUCGCGGACGCCAUCGACGCUACGAAGUCGGUGUCGCGAUUUGUGGUGGACUGGCUGAAGGAAAUCAGUGGUCCCCAAGGAACGAUGGCAGUCGAACGCGCAACAGCGGUAACCUGUGUUGUCGACCACCAGAAUGCAGUGUGGAAAGGCCUGGAGGAGACCAUCAUCAGCUACAUCGGCGCCGCACAAACCAACAUUGCCGCCGCGGUUUCUCGCCCCAUCGUCCUGCCGACGCCGCCACCUCCUCCUCCCGCCCCAACUCAAGCCAUACCGGAAGAGUUCCUUCAGUCGUUCAAGGCCGACGUGCUGAAAGCGGUGACGGAGGUCACACAGCAGUCGUUUGUUGCGUCCGGGAUGAAGGCAUUAACCGAGAUGAUCAGCAAUGCGGCGCCUGGUCGACGCGAGUCGUCGCCGUCGGCCAACGACGCUGGCCAGGCGCAACGACAGGAUGCUCAGAAGCAGGGUCGGAAGAGGGGUGCCGGAGGCGGAGGGGGAGACGGGGGCGAUUCAGCAAGUACUAAGCGGAGCAAGGGGGGAGAUGGGAGCCGCGGCGUCGGCGCGGUGGGUCCUGGCGGCUCGCGGACUCAAGGUCAGAGCGUGGUCGACCAGCUCAAGAAAAAAGGGGCAGAGGUGAUAAGGUUGCACCGCAAGGGCGAUGGGAUCUGCAGUGCAGAUGGGGGCCCUGCCGACGAGGUUGCCGCUCCAAACGCUGUACCAACAGCCCCGCCCUUGGUCCCCGACCAGGAGACCCCCACACCUCACGCGGCGGGAGAUGGCGGCGCCGGAGCCGUCAAGGGUCCGUCAGUUGGGGUGGCGGAGACGACGUCGACUCCCAUUGACCCCCCUGGGGCCAGCAGGGCGCCGGUCGGCCAGUCGGCCGACAACAAAGUUGGGCCGGAGAUUGCGCCGACUCCUGCUCCAGCAGUCCGGACUGCCGCCACGGGCGACGCGAAGGACGCUGCGGCUAACCGCGAUGCUUCGGCCACCAGAAAGCCGGAUGCGCUCAGGGAACUGCUCCACCGCAUGGAGACCCAUCGCAAGGACGUGCAGCAGCCUCCCUCGGUCGAUGCCGCCCCUCUCGAAACAGAGCGUCCCUCGGUUGCUCCGCAAGUCGCCGCCGCUGCGUCCAACGCCCCACCUACCGCGCCUCAGGUCGCCGCCCGUCCUCCCGCGGACCCAAAGUCCGCAUUGCUUCGCGCCCGGUUAGGCGCACGUAGUGCGGCUGCACCAACACGUACUCGGCCGGCAGCCGGCUCAGGCGCGAAGCAGACGUCGGCAGGCGUGGCUGAUCCCACUCCCGGUGCAGCUGUUGUCGAUGCGGCGGCGGAGAAGGGCGUGAGUGCAGCGCUAGCCACCGGUGGCGGAGGCGGUGACCCUGCACAGGCGGCGAAAGGCCACAACGACGCCGACCUCGCCGCCAUCCAUAACCUGUUGGAAGCGGUACAUCGCCCCGGCCCUCCCCCGGCGCUGGCCAUCUCAGACACGGCGCAUGUGGGGACCGCGGCGUGUCCCCCUGGUGGUUCAGCGGUGCCAAAGACGUCCAGUGGGACUGUCGGCGACGGAAAGGCGAAGCGGAAUGGGAAGGCCGACACAGGGACAGGGAGGGCGAGCUCGCAGAGGAUCACACGGGCGAACUCAGCUGCGGAGCAGAAUCAGGAAGAGAAGUCGGUCGGCGAGGGUACGUCGGCGAAGAAAGGGAAGGAGAAGGCCGCGGACAGCACGGGCGACGGGUUAGGGUGGGUGGGCGAGAUUAAAGUGCUCAAUCACAAUCGGUACAUCGGCAAGUCACGCGUCAAGAUGGAGCUGGCGUACCUGCACUCGAUCGCGUUCAUGGUCUACGACGGUUACGUCAGCAAGGUCCUCAUGGACGAACUCACCGGCUUGAAGGACGCCGAGAUGGAGGAGUGGAGGAGGGUGUGGGAGGAGGUCAGGAUCCUGCCGACAGGGAUGUGGACGGUGAUAUGGGCACGGGGCGCGUACCUUCCACAAACACGGUUCGAUGACAUCCUCGACAAGUAUCGAGCGUACAAGAGCUCAGGCGAUGCGCACCACGACGCGCUCUUGCCGGCGAUCUGGUUCCCCGUCGAUGCCGACACGAAGGAAGGCCAAGAGAAGGCGGAUGCUGCGAUGUCGGCCCUGAUUAGUCGCGUGUCCAUGUGCGCGGCGUAUGGGAAGGUCGCUGCGAGCGUCGUGGAGAAGACGGAGCUGGUGGCACAGGCAUGGGCGGCAUCGGCUUCCGCCUUGUGGUGCUUAGUCGAGAACGAUGACGCCUCCGUGGACGAUGCUGCCGAGAUCGAGAGGGAGCACCCCCUCGGGGAGGUCAGGCACAACGUCGCGCCGGCGCUGCAGAGUGCCGCUCUGCAAAAGCUCUAUCCGGGGAGGGAUGCAGAAGUUGAAGCCGCCGUGGUCGCUAGAGCGAUGGUGGAGACCAUGGCGUUUUGGGGAAUGUGCCCCGUCGCCGGGCCGAAACUCGAGGAGGUCGGCAUCGCUGUGCCUUGUGACGCGCAGAUGGAGCAUGAUUUUAAAGAGAGGGGAAAGAAGGGGCAGAGGGGCAAGUAG